Molecule: messenger RNA, 4753 nt
Organism: Trichomycterus rosablanca
Lineage: Eukaryota; Metazoa; Chordata; Actinopteri; Siluriformes; Trichomycteridae
Gene: steap4
Product: STEAP family member 4
Exons: 5
Coding region: 297-1706 (469 amino acids)
Biological process (GO): copper ion import
Cellular component (GO): endosome; plasma membrane
Molecular function (GO): ferric-chelate reductase (NADPH) activity; cupric reductase (NADH) activity
Source: RefSeq, a predicted model, not a curated record
CAGGCUAGUCAGAGAAGUAUAAAAUAGCUGUAGGGAGCUGAAGCUUUUCACUGCACCACGGUGCACACAAACAUAAAGAUCUGAAAGUGGAAGGAAAAACAACAAGAGUUUUCAGGCUGCAAACCACAUGGCUGGAACUGCAUGUAGCCAGGCGUGAUAAAAAGCUGUUUUAAAUACCAGUGACAGUGAGUGGAAUUUUUCAAGGUGACGAGUCAAGGAUUGUUAAAGGAUUUCGAUAAAAGUCUCAGAGCACCUUAUUUAAAACAGAGCACCUGGAAAUCCUUUCAUCUACAGACAUGAAGCCAGACUCUAUGGCCAUGACCACGUUGGGCAGCAAGCAGGAUGUGGUGUGCAUCUUCGGCACGGGUGACUUCGGCCGAUCCUUAGGACUCCGCCUACUUCAAGCAGGGUAUGAAGUUGUAUACGGAUCACGGAACCCCAAAAAUUCAGCCCUGCUGCCCAAGGGGGCGAAAGUGAUGUCACAUGAGGAGGCAUCUGAGAGAGCCAGAGUUAUAUUUGUGGCGGUACAUAGGGAGCAUUAUGAUUUCCUGACCGCUCUAACUCCGGCUCUUGGAGGAAAAAUCCUAGUGGACAUCAGUAAUAAUCUGAAGAAACAUCAGUACCCAGAAGCCAAUGCUGAAUAUCUGAGCAGACUGGUACCGGGGGCGUUUGUGGUCAAAGCCUUCAAUACUGUGUCAGCCUGGGCUCUGCAAUCAGGGGGGCUAGAUGCUAACAGACAGGUAUUAAUCUGUGGGAACAAUGUUGAUGCCAAGCAGGCAGUUGUGGACAUAUCCCAUAGUCUGGGUCUCACAGCCGUGGACCGAGGUUCUCUGAGAGCAGCGUCUGAGCUGGAGGAGAUCCCACUUCAACUCUUCCCCGAGUGGAGACUCCCUCUUCGCAUCAGCGCCGGUCUACUCGGUGUCUUCUUCCUCUACGUCCUCAUUCAGGAUGUCGUCUACGCUCGGGCUGUUGACAACAAAGACAUCUCCUUCCGCAUCAUGAUCUCUCUGGCCAAUAAGGUGUUUCCCAUGGUGGCACUGGUGAUGCUGGCACUAUGCUAUCUACCUGGCAUAUUGGCAGCAUUCUUGCAGCUCUAUAAUGGCACUAAGUACCGCCGUUUUCCUAACUGGCUGGAUCGCUGGAUGCUGUGCAGGAAGCAGCUGGGAUUGCUGGCAUUGGCUUUUGCUUUCCUGCAUGCCAUUUACACACUGGUCAUCCCCAUCAGAUACUACGUCUACUACCGCAGGGUGAACUUCUAUACGUCACUGAUUAAAGAAAAUAAAAGCUACGAGUUCGACAGCAUCAUGGCUUGGCGCUCUGAUUCCUACCUGUCCAUGGGAAUUCUAGGAUUUGGGCUAUUUGUUUUACUGGGAAUCACGUCUCUCCCAUCUGUCAGCAACUCACUCAACUGGAGAGAAUUCAGCUUCAUACAGUCAAAGCUUGGUCAUUUGACGCUGCUUCUGUGCACAACUCACGGCUUCCUGUAUGGCUGGGACAAGUUCCUGAAACAGUCUGCCUACAAGUGGUGGAUGCCGCCAAGCUACAUGCUGUCUUUGGUGGUUCCGUGUGUGGUUCUGAUUUUAAAAGCCUUAAUAAUUACACCAUGCAUGGACCGUACAAUCACACGCAUACGCCAAGGAUGGGAGAGACCGGGCAAAGCUGACAUGAACAAGGACACGAUGAACAGUCGACCACUCAUCCUCUAAGAACUCACAGUAUUUUUUUUUUUACAUAAAGAUAUACAGAACCCACCAAUACUGUUAUAUGCAUAACCAAAUACACGGUGUAGUCAGAUCCACUUCAGAUUCCAAAAUAUGAGCUAUAAUUUACAGUAUAUAGAGUUCAAGUAAUCCUUAUUUACUCUUUGCUGCUACAACAGGCUUUACUCUUCUUGGAAGGCACAACAUUUUGUCAUUUCGCUGUUAAAAUAUAAGAUUUACACUAAUGGCCAGUACUUGGACACCUGACCAUGACCUUGUUGAACAUCGUAUUUCCAGACAAUAGGCAUUUGAAAAUAACGUCCACAUACUUUUGGCCAGAUAGUGUAUAUAUAUAAAACAAGCCAGCUGAUUUUUAUGAUUAUUAUUGUGUAAAUAAAUCAUAAAUGAAUAAAUGUUAAUAAAUAAAAUGCUCACAAUCCUACAGUUCUUCUCAUCAAAAACAAGCACAUAUUUGCUAUGAAGACACAGAGAAGGUCCACAUUAAAAUAUAAGCAGAAUGUAAACAAAUAAGUUGUUCUGACAGGUAACAGAAAAAUGGAAGUGUGUUUUUUCCUCAGCCAAGGGAUUCAGUUUGGUCCACAGCAGAGUAAUUAUCUGUACUCUUUAUAAUGAAUAAUUUUUCUUUGUCUCCCUCUUUUUUUAUUUAUUUUCAUACUUCUGUGCUAUUUUAUCAUGAGCCUCUCCCAGCGGAUCCUUCUUUCAGAUAGCAUUGAUUCAUUCCUGGACAGCAACUUCCUCCUAUCUGUCUUUACUUCUGCUUUUUGUCUUCAAAGAGACUUUUUCUUUCCAUUUUCCUGAAGGGAACAAAAGGACCUGUCCAUCAUGCGCCUACAGCCUGGUGAAAGCUUGUUUUCUAAUGUAAAAAGCUUUAAAAAAAACGAAGAAAGCCUUUCAAAUUCAAAUCCUGCAAACUGGUUAUUUAUAUCACAGUGAUAUUUAGCAGCGAAUGCACCAGAAAAUGUUGUUUUAUUUGCUGCUUGAGUUUAACAUAAUUUUCUUUAACAUAUCAUUUAAAAAUAUAUUUUUAUUGAUUUAUUUACUCAUUUUUACAAAACACUUCAUUCUGGUUAGAGUCGCAGUGGAUCUGGUGCCACCCUGCAGGUAAGCUAAAUUAUCUCAGAAAGGACACCAUUACAUUUAAUCCGUAACUUAAUCCUAAGGGAAAUUCAGAACUGCUAAUCCACCUUCUGCAUUUUUAAAUACAAAAAGGAUAUGAAAAAAUGUAAAAUUCUCCUGGUCCAAAACCAUGGGCAUAAAUACAGACUUGGCCACCCUUGACAGCUUGUACUUCCACUAUUCCGUCAACAGAACAUUGAUGAGGUACAUCAUUGAUGUUUAAUGAGGCCUGGCUCACAGCUGAUGUUCCAGUUCAUUGGGCUGAAGGUCAGAGCUUUGUGUGGGCAACUGAAGUUCCUCUACUCUUAACUUAACAAACCUUGUCUUGGGUGGAUCUAACUUUGUGUACAGGGGGACAGUCAUGCUGUUGCCACAAUGUUGAAGGCAUAUACUGUAUUUUAUAUUAAAGUUUUAUAUACCUAUUUGCAAUGGACAUGGCUGAAACAUCUGAAUUCAACAAUGCUUUUGGCCAUAUAAUGUAUUUAGUGUAUUAUCAACAUUAUCAUUUUCAUUUUUACCUCCUCUUAAUGCGCUGUAGCACACCCUGGACAGGACACGAACCAUCACGGGCCUUGGCCACUAACCCCCAGGCAAAUUGUGUCUAUUUAUUGACACCUGACCAGUCAAUAGCACCACUGGGAAUUUGAACUCUGGAUCCUAGGUUUGCUGAGGUACCCCAGUGUCUAGUGUAUUUCGUAUAGUAUGUAGUACAGUUGUAGGCAGUUUGGGACUCUGCAGAAAUUAAGAUUUGAGAUUUUUUAAUUAAAUAACAGUAUCCAUUAUGUAUUUUAUUAAUAACUGUAAUAUUAGACCCGCAACCACCUUCAAAACAGACAACAAAAAGAACCAUAAUAAACUUGAUGAUGAUUUUAUUGUAGGAUUAUGAAUUAAAUACAUUUAAUUACUUUAAAAGUUUAACAGAUGCACAGUAUUUCCUUUAGGCUUGAAAGUAAUCUACAUUUAUUUUUAAUAAGUUAAAGAUUACAGUAAACAGCACCUUUCACAAUGCAAAUCCCAAUACUGUUAUAAGAAACUGUUGGAGAGGUUUUUUGUAAAAUUUAGGUCUUAUUAAACUCCAAUAACCUGCUUUAUUAUGAUGGUUGUCGCAUACAAUUCAUAUGAUAGAACCAGGAACACACACGCGACACGUUAGUCGAAAACGAUGCUACACUUAACUGGGUUUAAAUCUUAUAUUCUGCCAUUUCUGAUGUGCCAGGCCGCCAUGACAAAUAGUUUUAUGCAAAAGCUUUGAGUUCAGACUAAUAUUUUUAGCUGAGCUACAUGCCAUUUCUGAGCAGAAUGUGCAAUUCAUCAAACUCCCUGAACCCUAUUGGAUAUUGUAUUUGGGGAAAUGCCGUGACAUUAGAAAAAAGACUCAAUAGCUUCACCUCCCCAUCCUGUGUGAGUGUUUAUUCACACUCAUUCUUUUCAUAUUAUAGAUACCACAGGGAGAAGAAGCAAAGCUUUUAAUGUCUACAAGGUGAUAUGUUUUAUUGGAUAAAAAGACUGCUAAACUUAUUUAUAUAUGGACAAAAGUAUUGGAACACCCCUUCCUAAUUACUGAGUUCAGAUAUUUUGAACAUACCCAUUUCUAUCAGAUGUAAAAAAAAAAAAAAUCAGUUUUGUAAAAUGACAUCCAGUAUGUGUUUUCUUCUUUGUAAUGUUGAUUGUACAACGUGUGCCUGACCUUACAAAUGUUCUUGUGUCUAAACAGGCAUAAAUUCCCAUAGGCACUUCCAAAAGGGGUAAAAACUUUAAGUCAUUGUUUUAAAUAAGAGGGUUGUGGUGCCAUCACAUUAAUGCCCAUGGUUUUGGAAUGGGUUGUCCAACAGCCCAUUGUAAGUUGUCUGAAUACUUUUGGCUGUAUAUAUUUCUUAAUGUGUACUUUUAUGCUGUACAUUAAACAUUUUACCACA